Molecule: messenger RNA, 2109 nt
Organism: Thyridium curvatum
Lineage: Eukaryota; Fungi; Ascomycota; Sordariomycetes; Thyridiales; Thyridiaceae
Exons: 1
Coding region: 1-2109 (702 amino acids)
Biological process (GO): mRNA splicing, via spliceosome
Cellular component (GO): post-mRNA release spliceosomal complex
Source: RefSeq, a predicted model, not a curated record
AUGGAUGGGCUAGACGCCUUUGAGAAGUCUCUCGCAGCAGAGAAGGCUGAGAGAGAGCGGGAAGAGCAGGAGAGAGCCGAAAGGAAAGAGAAUAAGCACCGGCAUCAUCACCGACGCGAGAGAUCCUCCGACAGAGACCGCAAGUCCAGGCACCAUAGGGCUCACGACCGUGAGUCUGACGAAGAGAGACAUCGUCAUAAGCGAUCGCGCCACCACCGGGACGAGGAAGGCGAGUCAAAACAUCGCAGUCACAGACAUCGAGACAGAGAAGACGGACAACGAGAACGCCGGCGCGACCGGAAUGCAGACCCCAACGAUCCAGAGUACUUGCAAACGCAUGAUCCCAAAGAGGACCUCCCGCUCCCUGACGAGGAGAAGACCCCCGAAAAGGAAGGCUUGGUCAGAGAUUCAUGGAUGACUGCACCCUCUGCCAUCGACAUCGACUAUGUCCAGCGGAAGAAGAAAGAACCCACCCCUCCACCGAAGCAGACAGAGCAAAGAGCCAUCUCCAGUCGAGAAUUGAACUCGGGUAUCUUGCAGGAUCUUAACGCAGGCAAGACGAUCGACGACCUCGACCUGCCGGCCCAACAUGAUGUCGAUUAUACAUUCGGCGAUGCAGGCUCCCAGUGGCGAAUGACCAGACUGAAUGCAGUAUUCACGACGGCCGAGCAGACCGGCCGUCCAGCUGACGAAAUUGCUUUGGAGCGUUACGGCAGCCUGCAGGAGUUUGACGACGCUCGGGAGGAGAAGAUGGAAAUAGAUAGGAGAAGGUUAUAUGGGGAAGGAUUCGUUGGCAAAGAGAAACCAACAGGGGAGCUGUACAAGGAACGGAAGAAGGGGCCAGAGCCGAAGGAGGUUGAGGAGCCCGAACCGCAGCAAGGGGUCCCGAUGCCUGAGCAGACGCGGGCUGUGCCCAUGGACCAGACGGCGCUCAACCGGUUACGUGCGCAAAUGAUGAAGGCAAAACUGCGCAAAGCGCCCGAUGCCGCUAAGCUGGAGGCUGAGUACAACGCAGCCAUGGCCACCUUCUCCUCGGGCAUCAACAACGACCGUGCAGUGGUUCUUGACGCUUCUCACAACCGCAUGCUCGCCGGGCCCAGGGGUGAAGUGAAGAACGUGGAGAACAAACGAGGGCGCGAGCGCGGCCAAGUCGUUGCAAACGAGGACAUGAGCAUCGAAGACAUGGUGCGAGAGGAGCGUCGCACCCGGGGCCAGGUCGGCGGCGAGGGCCUGCGCCUGGCUGAGCGCAUCGCCAAGGACGGCAAGUUCGACAACGAUCUCGAGUAUCUAGACGAAAACGCCGAAAAGCUGGCCAAGAGAGUGCACAAGUCCGAGACGAGCCUCAAGAACGUCGCCGUCAACGAAUUCCAGAAGAUGAACAAGAUCCUCGACAGCUGUCCGCUCUGCCACCACGAGGAGCGCCAGCCGCCCCAGAACCAGCCCAUCGCCCCCAUCAUCUCCCUCGCCACUCGGGUAUUCUUGACGCUGCCCACGGAGCCGGAACUGACGGGCGCUGAAGGAGGAGCAGUCAUUGUGCCCAUCAGCCAUCGCAACAACCUCCUCGAGUGUGACGACGAUGAAUGGGAGGAGAUCCGGAACUUCAUGAAGUCGCUUACUCGCCUCUUCCACGAUCAAGGGAGAGAGGUACUGUUCUACGAGAACGCAGCAGCGCCGCAGCGCCGGCUACAUGCUGCCCUCGUCGCCGUGCCCAUCCCCUACGACCUGGGCGAUACGGCCCCCGCCUUCUUCAGAGAAGCAAUGCUCUCGGCCGAUGAGGAGUGGUCCCAGCACAAGAAGAUCAUCGACACGGGCAAGAAGGCUCGCGAGGGUCUGGGCCGUCUGGCUUUCAGGAGGAGCAUCGCCAAGGAGAUGCCCUACUUUCACGUGUGGUUCAACCUGGAUGGGGGGCUGGGCCACGUCGUUGAGGAUGCCAGCCGGUGGCCCAAGGGAGACCUCUUCGCAAGGGAGAUUAUUGGCGGUAUGGUAGAUGCCGAGCCCGAUGUUAUCAAGCGGCAGGGUCGUUGGAAUCGCAGUGAUCCCAGAUUAGAUGGUUUCAAGAAGCGGUGGAGGAAGUUCGAUUGGACCCGAGUCUUAACUGAAGGCCAAUGA